CCUAGCGAAUUCAAUUCAGUUCUCAUUUCAUAGAAUCGAGAGAGAUCAAUUACCUUUAUCAAAUCGAAGAUGCCGAAGAAGAUGGGUUUGAACAGCAAGGCGGAGGUCGCCAAAUCCAGGAAGAACGCGGCGGAGGCUGAGCAGAAGGAUCGUCAGACUCGGGAGAAGGAAGAACAAUACUGGCGCGAGGCCGAGGGUCCCAAAUCCAAGGCGGCCAAGAAGCGGGAGGAGGAAGCGGAGAAGAAGGCCGAGACCGCCGCUAAGAAAGCGGAGGCGAAGCGUCUGGCUGAGCAGGAGGAGAAAGAGUUGGAGAAGGCUUUGAAAAAGCCGGACAAGAAGGCGAAUCGCGUCACUGUGCCUGUCCCUAAGGUCACAGAAGCUGAGCUUAUAAGAAGGCGCGAGGAGGAGCAGGUGGCUCUGGCUAAGAAAGCAGAAGACUCUAAGAAGAAACAGACUCGCAUGGCAGGGGAAGAUGAGUAUGAAAAGAUGGUUCUGGUGACCAAUACCAAUCGCGAUGAUUCUCUCAUCGAGGCACAUACCGUUGACGAGGCGCUUGCACGGAUUACUGUGUCAGAUAACCUGCCCGUUGAUCGACACCCGGAGAAGAGGCUCAAGGCUUCUUUUAAGGCCUAUGAAGAAGCGGAACUUCCAAGGCUCAAGGAGGAGAAACCAGGUCUUACUCACACUCAGUACAAGGACUUGAUAUGGAAGAUGUGGAAGAAAUCACCAGAUAAUCCUCUUAACCAGGCUGCUGCUGCUGCUGCUAAUGAGUGAAAUGCAACUUGGAGUCAGAACAAGGGAAGGUAUGAUGAAGAGGGAGAUGCAUGGCAGAGAGUAUGAUGCAAAUCUUUUGUUUCCCUGAGAAUAUGUUUGAGUGACGGACACUGUGUAACAUAUUUUGGGCAUAAUUAUGCUCACCAACAUUGCUUAUUGUUUCUUGUGCUUUGUGUAUAAACACUAUGAUAUAGCAGACAAGAUCGUUUUAAUAAGGAUAUACCUGUGAGCUGUAAUAAAUUAAUAAUCACAUU
This is a messenger RNA of Arabidopsis arenosa, 1028 nucleotides long. NCBI's taxonomy places the organism in Eukaryota, Viridiplantae, Streptophyta, Magnoliopsida, Brassicales, Brassicaceae. The record is from the annotation of a GenBank genome assembly.